Molecule: messenger RNA, 345 nt
Organism: Aspergillus japonicus CBS 114.51
Lineage: Eukaryota; Fungi; Ascomycota; Eurotiomycetes; Eurotiales; Aspergillaceae
Exons: 1
Source: RefSeq, a predicted model, not a curated record
ACCGCAACCACCACCGCAACAGCCACCACCGGCUCCGCCGCAGCCGCCACCUGCACGGGCAACCUCUACGUCCUCCCCGUCCAAGACGCCGCCUGCGCCCUCCCCAACUCGGGCAAUUUCUCCUCGGUGAUGGACAAAUGCUGCUCGCCCGCGACCGUCACCAAAUACGACAACGACUGCGGCCUGUACUGUCUGGCGCAGGAUCAGACCGUCAAGACCCUGCUGGCAUGUCUCCAGGACAACGGCGCCGUGACCCAGGCCUUCUGCAGCGGGAACCUGACGGCCAGCGCGACGGCCAAGGUCUCGUCCACCGAAACCGGCAAGGCGGGCAAGACGGGUACCAGC